AGGUAGAGCAUUAAGCUUUCAAACUCUUGCAGUCAUGGUGAAGGGCAGUCGCGCGUCAAGCUCAAGCAGCGCCAACUAUGCCAGGCAGUGGUCGCCGCUGACGCUAGCCACCUUGCGCAAUAUAAGAGAACGUCCUCAGCAGAAGUGCAAUAAGAGGAAACCAGGGAGCACUGUCAUUUUCCGCGAUCAAUCCGAUUAUGGCUAUGGCUGGUUGCUGCCUGGUUGGGUUGCAGAAGAGCGCCGCAUGCGUACCGGCAGGCGCUAUACGUAUUAUUAUGAUCCAUGGGGACGUCAGUACACCACCAAACGCGAAGUCCUGUAUGGAAUUGUUGAAAAUGCAAAAGUUCAGCUGUUCAACCCCGUUACCAUAUUGGGGGGCAUCUUUGUAUCUCUUGAUCAAUGGCAUGCAAAUUGGUGUGGAAGGACAUAAUAAGAGAAAAAA
Theobroma cacao (cacao) is the source of this 442-nucleotide messenger RNA. The record is from RefSeq and is a predicted model, not a curated record. NCBI's taxonomy places the organism in Eukaryota, Viridiplantae, Streptophyta, Magnoliopsida, Malvales, Malvaceae.